UUUUUUUCCUUCAGUCUAUUGAAAAUGGAGGUGGAAGAGUGCACGGAAUUCAUCAUUUUGCAAGAUCAAGCAACUCUCCUGGAGACGUUGAUGAAAAAUCUAUCAAUUUUGCGACAUGAAGCCCCGCAAGUUGCCCUCAUCGAUACCGAACUAGAUGUACAUCUCCUUAGUUUCAAGGAAAUCUCCAGUAAUUUAUCAAUAAAGCUCGAAGCAUUAAAGCAAUUAUCAGAGCGUUUGGAGCAGGAGAAGAAGGAGGAAGUCACUGAGUUCGUGGAGAAUAUGCAAGAGUCUUGGAAGAAAACAGUUAAAGAGAUUACUGAAGAGCACUCAAACCUCUCAGUAGUGAGCAGAUCAGCGUAUGGUCUUCCCCUGUCAUCCGUUCUAUCUGAUAUAAAACGAUCGACCUCAUCAAUCCAAGUGUCCCUACAAAUAGGAGAAAUGAUAUACGACAAUGAUUUCGUCGUCCAAGGCUUUCUCUGCUGCAACGAGAUCUCUAAACUCCUGAAUGAUAUGGAGGACUGUGAUAAGCGUAUCCAACAGUACCUAGUGACCCCGAGGGUCAUCAGUUACCUCCAGGGGCUGGAGUCAACGGUGGAAGACUUUUCCCAGAAGAACAGUCUUCUGCCGCCCAAGGAGCAACAGCUAGAGGUGUUCUCCACAGUUUCGUCACUCCUGACCGAAGAACUUCUCGGCUGGAGGCCGGAGGAUCCUGCGGUAGUAUUGAAAAACAAUAAUUCCAAGAAACCGGUCUUCAUUACCAAAAAUGCAAAACGCACCCAAGUUAAAAGAUUGGCGAACUUGCCACUAUUCAAUUCUGUUCACAAGGAGAAAUCCAAUUAAAGUCAAUGAUUUGUUGGUUCGAUGUGAAUUUCUGUUAAGGGACGUUCCAGUAAAAAAUUCUGAUGUCUCACAGUUGUUCCUUACUAAGAAUUUUUUUUCCUACUCAAAACUUUCAACGAAGAUCUCAAUUGAUGAUUCAUCGAGGAGUUCGUUAUAUGAGAAUUAAUUUAUCAAUUGUCGUAUGGUGAGUGAUUGUAGAAAAAAUGAGAGA
This is a messenger RNA of Diachasmimorpha longicaudata, 1051 nucleotides long. RefSeq lists its product as uncharacterized. Bases 25 to 840 code for a protein of 271 amino acids. NCBI's taxonomy places the organism in Eukaryota, Metazoa, Arthropoda, Insecta, Hymenoptera, Braconidae. The record is from RefSeq and is a predicted model, not a curated record. The transcript has 3 exons.